Molecule: messenger RNA, 570 nt
Organism: Mus pahari (shrew mouse)
Lineage: Eukaryota; Metazoa; Chordata; Mammalia; Rodentia; Muridae
Product: GTPase HRas-like
Exons: 1
Coding region: 1-570 (189 amino acids)
Biological process (GO): cellular senescence; Ras protein signal transduction
Cellular component (GO): plasma membrane
Molecular function (GO): GTP binding; GDP binding; GTPase activity
Source: RefSeq, a predicted model, not a curated record
AUGACAGAAUACAAGCUUGUGGUGGUGGGCGCUGGAGGCGUGGGCAAGAGUGUCCUGACCAUCCAGCUGAUCCAAAACCACUUUGUGGGCGAGUAUGAUCCCACUAUAGAGGACUCCUAUGGAAAAAAGGUGGUCAUUGAUGGGGAGACAUGUCUACUGGACAUCUUAGACACAACAGGUCAAGAAGAGUAUAGCACCAUGCGGGACCAGUACAUGUGCACAGGGGAGGGCUUCCUCUGUAUAUUUUCCACCAACAACACCAAGUCCUUCGAAGACAUCCAUCAGUACAGGGAGCAGAUCAAGCGGGUGAAAAAUUCAAAUGAUGUGCCAAUGGUGUUGGUGGGCAACAAGUAUGACCUGGCCGCUUGCACUGUUGAGUCUCAGCAGGCCCAGGACCUUGCUCGUAGCUAUGGCAUCUCCUACAUUGAAACAUCAGUCAAGACUCGGCAGGGUGUGGAGGAUACCUUCUAUACACUAGUCCAUGAGAUUCGGCAGCAAAAACUUUGGAGAGUGAACCUGCCUGAUGAGAGUGGUCCUGGCUGCAUGAGCUGCAAUUGUGUGCUGUCCUGA